GAUGCCACAACACAUAUUUUAUGCUCUCCAAACGAAUCUUACUGCUUCUCCUUCGAUCUAUUUCAUCACCUUCCAUAGUUCCUAAGACACUUGGUUCUAUAAAGUCAUCACUUGCAUUGCUCAUUAUAUCUAUAUAGAAACCAAUAUUUAUUUAUUCAUUAUUGAUAUGAUGGCUCAAAAUCGGCUGGCGGUUUGAUUUCAUCUGUUUAUUUCUUCAUUUUCUUGGAUCAACUCACAUGGCGGCGAGAACGAGCACGAAGACGAAAAUAACCGAAAUUGGGCCGUGUGGUGGGCCUGGAGGCCGUGAAUGGGAUGAUGGGAGCUCUUACGAUGGAAUAAGAGAGAUAACAGUGGCUCACGACCAUUGCAUCGACUCCAUUACUGUAGUUUACGAUAAGCAUGGCAAAGCAUCUCCUGCUGGAAAACAUGGAGAAGAUGGUGCCAUGGUGGUGUCAAAACCACAAGUCACAACGGUUAAGCUACAAUAUCCAGAGGAAUACCUAAUAAGUGUGAGGGGAUAUUAUGGACAACACCAUGGAAGCCUUGUGAUACGGGCUCUCACCUUUACAAGCAAUAGGACAACAUAUGGGCCAUUCGGGAUGGAAGAAGGAAAGCCGUUUUCAUUAUCCGUUAAAGGAGGCAGUAGGAUCAUCGGCUUCAAGGGGCGGAGCGGAUGGUAUGUCGACAGAAUCGCCUGCUACGUCGCCCGCCUUCCGCCGCCCAAAGGCUGCAACGCAGCAUUUCAAACCUUUCACAAAUCACUCAAGAAACUGGCCGGCACUGUGCGUGGUGAGAGUGACCAGCCGAGCAGAAAAAGGAAUUUGACAUCUCCAACACAUUAAAUAAUAUUUGGGAAAAUAAAUUUGAAAAAUAAUACUACCCCCGUUCUUAAAUAAAUGCAACACUUUGACUUUUACACUUAUCACAUGUUCUACUUUGAUUACGUUUUAUUUAUUAAUGUAAUAAUAUUAUUUUAUGAAAAAAAUCUUGUUAAACUUGUCUCGAUCUCAUUGUAAAUUUUCAUAAUCUAAUUUUUUUAAUUUUUUUACUAAUACAAAAUCAUUUAUAUUAAUGAUCAAAAUUGUGUCUCGACAAAUGUGAAAUAUUGACCGUUGCAUUUAUUUAAGAACGGAGGAAGUAAUGACCAUCACUAAUAAUUAAACAAAUGAUAAUGUGCAUUUUGAAAUGAUAUAAGUUAUUGAUGAGCUAGAUGAUUUAUAUAUUCAAAUAGUUAAAAAUUAUUUCAAAAGUGGGUAUUGUUAUUAAUUUAUGAGUGAUAGUUCAUGUAAUAUUAUUUAAAGUUAUUUUUCUGUAAUAAUUAAAGGACCUUAAGCUAGCCGCCUAUGCCUAUUAACUUUUAAGGUCACACAUGUACGACUAUUUGGAUUAUUUAAUUUGAAAUUGAAUCAUCCAGACACUGACUUGAUAUGUAAACUUGAAUAAAUGAAUU
Molecule: messenger RNA, 1450 nt
Organism: Cuscuta europaea
Lineage: Eukaryota; Viridiplantae; Streptophyta; Magnoliopsida; Solanales; Convolvulaceae
Source: the annotation of a GenBank genome assembly